Messenger RNA from Penicillium malachiteum, 1053 nucleotides. RefSeq names its product short chain dehydrogenase/reductase family protein. Bases 1 to 1053 code for a protein of 350 amino acids. Gene Ontology annotation, molecular function: oxidoreductase activity, acting on the CH-OH group of donors, NAD or NADP as acceptor. NCBI's taxonomy places the organism in Eukaryota, Fungi, Ascomycota, Eurotiomycetes, Eurotiales, Aspergillaceae. The record is from RefSeq and is a predicted model, not a curated record. The transcript is spliced from 2 exons.
AUGGCAUCACAAGGAAAGAAAUGGCCCUCCAGGGAAGGUUUCACGGCCGACGUGUUGACCGGUUUCAUUCGAAGCACCGUCCUUAAUCCCUGGAUAAUGGUCCCUCUCUUCGCAUUAGCCCAGUACAGUGGUAAAGGUCGCGCAGUUACCGAGGCACGCCCUCAUCUCCUGAAGGCGCUAAGAGUCUUCGCCUCACUGGGACUCCUCAACCGAGUUAGCGCAUGGCUUGACCACCGCAGCGCCAACAAUGGCCUCUCCGAUACCUACGACUGGAACAAGGAGAUCAUCGUCCUGACCGGUGGAAGUAACGGCAUCGGCCGUAUCGUCGCGCAGCAGCUCGGCGACCGCGGCAUCAAAGUCGCCAUCCUAGAUAUUACACCCCCUUCUCCAGCUGAGCUUCCCAAGACUGUUCGCUUCUACGAAUGCGAUAUCACCAGUCCCGAAGCCAUCACCGAGGUCGCAACACAAAUCCGUACCUCCCUCGGUCGCCCCACCAUCCUAAUCAACAAUGCUGGUAUCCUACCCGCGAAAACCAUCCUCGAGAUCUCCCCUCAACUCACCCGUCGUCUCUUCGAAAUUAAUAACAUGUCCCACUACUGGCUGACCCAGGAGUUCCUUCCGGAUAUGGUCAAAAAUAACCAUGGUAUGGUAGUCACCGUCGCCUCGCAGGCGGGAUACACUGUUGCGGCGAAUAUGGUGACAUACUGCGCUACCAAGGCGGCCACUAUCGCCUUCCAUGAGGGCCUUUCCACAGAGCUGGUCACCAGACUUAAUGCGCCAAAGGUGCGCACUGUCCUCGUUACGCAGAGCUUUACUCGCACGACUCUGAUUGAUGGCUUGACGCCGGAAGAUGGGUUCAUUGCGCCGCUGCUGUAUCCGGAGACUGUGGCGGAGAAUCUGGUCAAGCAGGUUUUGACUGGACAGAGUGGACAUGUUAAUGUGCCAGGCUCUUCGGGAUGGAUCUCAACUCAUUUGAGAGGAUUUCCGCUUUGGUUCCAGAAUGCUAUUCGGAAUAGUAUGGAGGAGUCGAUGCGGGUGGAAAAGAAUAAAUGA